GUUUCCAUCAGCGCGAGUGACAGUCGUGGUGCUGAUCCUGGUCCCGCGAUUAUCGAUUGAUUCGCGUAAUCCUGCCAAGUGCGAAAGAAAAAUCAUUUCGUGUUUUCAUUUUCUCCGGUGGAUCCCGUUCCAAAAGCAAGCCGUCAAAAUUGUGUGGACAAUGAGCGAGUCGGGCGUACGCCAGCGGAAGAAAAGUUCCGGCGGCGGCGGCGAUGGGAAGCCUCGGAAGGUGAAGGUUCCCCAGAGCAGUUCCGGUCAGGUUUCGCAAGCGCAACAUCACCGGAUGUGGGCACGGCUGGUGCUGAUUGUGGGGAUUUGCGUUGUUGUCUACUUUACUACCUUCCGAACCAGGGAAAAGAAGUUUGCGACGCAGCGCGAGACGCUGGAACUACGUUCGCAAAAGUUGGACUGUUCGAAGCCAUUCUUUGAGGAAAUCGCCAAAUACUCUGGUUGCAUUCCGGCGCACUGUGGGCGAUUCGUGAGCGACAAGAUCGUUGGCGGUGCCGAGGUUGACAUUCUGUUAAAUCUUGCCAAGCAGGGCUUCCGCUUCGGAGGAAGUUCCGGUGGUGCUUCCAUAUUGGACCUUCAUUCGGGGGCUCUCUCGAAGGAAAGCCAGUUUGUCAACAUCUACAAGAUUCCGGAGGCAAAGCAAAUCUUCACCGCGGAACUCAUCAACACCUACAAGCAUGUCAAGGAAAAAGUUCGCGAAGCGGUCAGCGAACAGUUCAAACUCAACAAAGAUUCCCUGCACCUGACCCAUCCGACGUUUUUCUCGCGCCUCACCAACGAAACGGCCAAAACCAUCCACGAUGAAUACUGGCACCCGCACGUGGACAAGGAAACUUGGCCGGCCUUCCACUACACGACGCUGCUAUACCUGGCGGAUUACGGCAGGGACUUCAACGGUGGCCGCUUCGUGUUCAUCGACAGUGACGGUAAGCACAACAAAACGAACGUUUACAUCGAACCUAAGCGGGGCCGCGUCAGUGGGUUCACCUCCGGGGCCGAGAAUUUGCACCACGUGGAGCAGGUUACGAACGGGAUGCGGUACGCGAUUACGAUCUCCUUUACCUGUAACAGUGAACAUGCCAUGGCCGAUCCGCAGUUCUUCAUCGAGGAAGAUGAAGAACCUUAGACACGCUUCCGAAAAUUUAAAAAGUUUCGGUGUUGUUUAAUUUGAUAGAUGCACUUUUUAUGAUUUCGUUUGCAGUAUUUUCAAACUAGAGAAUUUUAAUUUAAACGCACUUUACCAAACUACAGUAUAGAAUUAAAGAACAAAGAGCACC
This is a messenger RNA of Culex pipiens pallens (northern house mosquito), 1286 nucleotides long. Its product is annotated as 2-oxoglutarate and iron-dependent oxygenase domain-containing protein 3-like. The transcript has 2 exons. Gene Ontology annotation, cellular component: membrane. Gene Ontology annotation, molecular function: L-ascorbic acid binding; iron ion binding; oxidoreductase activity, acting on paired donors, with incorporation or reduction of molecular oxygen. The coding region runs from base 161 to 1135 and encodes 324 amino acids. NCBI's taxonomy places the organism in Eukaryota, Metazoa, Arthropoda, Insecta, Diptera, Culicidae. The record is from RefSeq and is a predicted model, not a curated record.